AUGCGUGCCACCGUCUUGUCCUUAAUUGCUGUUGCCACUCUGGCCACCGCUCAGUCUGGUUCCAUUCCCAGCUGUGCCACUUCUUGCAUCACCCAGGCCCUUCCCGCCGACUGCAAACUGGACCCUAAAUGUAUCUGUGCCGAUGCCAGCUUCAUUAGCACCAUCUCAUGCUGUGUCUCCACUGCCUGUGAUCUCAGUGGUCAGCAAGCUGCUCUCGCCUAUGCCAAACAGAUCUGCGCCCCCGUUGGCGUGACCAACCUCCCUACCGCUGCCUCCUGCGCCGCAACUGCUGCUUCAUCAGGAACCAGCGCCGCCGCCGUCGCAACCGCUUCUGGAAGUUCUGCUUCAUCCUCGCUCUCAUCAGCAACCCAGUCCAUUUCCUCUCUGGCCUCGUCUGCCAGCCAAAUCGCUUCCUCGGCAUCGAAGAGCGCAAGUAGCGCUGCAGUGUCUGUAAGCUCUUCUGCUAGCUCGGCUGCCCGCUCGGCAAGCAGCUCGGCCGCAAGUGCUGCUUCAGGGGCAACUUCGUCGGCUCAAGCACAGUCUACCGGCGCUGCUCCUACUUUGAGUCCCAUGGGUUUCGCUGGUGUUGCUGCUCUUGGUGCUUUUGCGCUUUUGUAG
Molecule: messenger RNA, 618 nt
Organism: Aureobasidium vineae
Lineage: Eukaryota; Fungi; Ascomycota; Dothideomycetes; Dothideales; Saccotheciaceae
Source: the annotation of a GenBank genome assembly